UAUUUAAAAAUUUGAAACAGUAGUAAUUAUGCUGUUUAGACACAUAUUUAGAUGUCUUUUUCUCAGCUCACGUCUAAUAAUGCAUUUAUUUAAACCAGUGACACUGCAUUGUAGUGCAAGGGUUAACUUUUGGUUAUUCAACAUCCAGUCCCUCGCUCUGAAGAUGUUCACUCAGAGUCUUUGUGACACUUGCUUUGCUUCUAGCAAGUUCACUUGACAACCCACCGGCUUCAUCUAAGGGAAUCUAAUGGAUCUAAGAGGGUACUUCAACAGGAUUGGGUUUACUGGCCCAUACGACAAAGCUGAUCUGGACACUUUACGCACCAUCCAUAAGCUGCAUGUUAUGACCAUUCCAUUUGAGAACCUCAGCAUCCACUGCGGGGAGAAGAACACGACCGACCUGAACAUCAUCUAUGAUAAAUUAGUCAUAAGCAAUCGUGGAGGCUGGUGUUGUGAAAACAACCUCCUGUUCUCAUGGGUCCUAAAGGAGAUGGGUUACAAAUACACCACACUAGGCUCCAAGGUGUUUAACAAGUUCCAAAAUGAUUUCUACCCCGUGGACUCUCAUCUCAUCAAUAUGGUGGAGAUCGAUGGGAAGCCUUACAUUACCGACGUGAGCUACGGAGUGUCGUGCCAACUGUGGUAUCCCUUAGAGAUGAUCUCGGGAAAAGAUCAGCUGCAGCCUCCAGGUGUGUUCCGCCUAAUAAAUGAUGGGAUGACCUGGGUUCUGGAGAAGACUUCAAGAAAGCAAGUGGUCAAAGACCAGGCUUAUGCUCAAUCCAACCUCAUUGACAGGCGCCUGACGAAGAAAAUGUAUCGCUUCCCACUAACACCCCGUGAUAAAGAGCAUUUCGUGGAGACCCUGGAUUGCUUGCAGACCAGUCCUGAUUCUCGGUUUGUGCUGAAGUCUAUUUGCUCCCUUCAAAAGCCCAACGGCUUCAUAGCUCUGAUUGGCUGGACUUACAGCGAAAUCACAUACAAACCCGAAGAGGACUGUGACAUUGUGGACAUGAAGGAAAUCCCUGAUUGUGAAAUAGAGGCUGUUUUGAAGGAAAAGUUUAAUGUGGUGCUAGUUAAUAAGUUCACACCUAAAAACAAAAAAGCUAAUUACUGCAUGUAAUACAGUAUUGUACUAUAACCUGUAACCUGUAUCUCAGUCGACAAUACUUGUCACCAGAUGGAAAAAUAUAAUAAUUAAUGAGUAAAAUUAUUUUCAUGCUUUUAAAACUUAUUAAUGGCCUCCAAUAAAAUAAUAGGACAAGUUCCUCAUGUGUGCCAAUUGGUGUAGUUAUAAUAUCUACCAGCAGGGGCUGACAGGAGCAUAGCAAAGCCUUGAUCACUUGAGAAAACACUCAUUCUUCAUUGAAUGGCCUUUUCAUUAGGAUGUGACAAACAGGUCUGACCAAUAGAGAUUCUGUGAAAGUCUAGCCCUGAAUGCAGCACUGCGUCUCAGUGUUUCUUGUGUUUUUGGAAAAUAUUAUGUAACAGACAUAGAAUCAAUGCUAAAAUAUUUUUUAAAAAUGAUUGACUUGUUUUUUGUCUCAGUGAUUGACAUAAAUAGUAUGCUCCUCCAAAACAGUGUAUUUACACAUCUAACGAUUAAAUACAGCUCCAUAUUUUGUGCCACAACAACAUAGUUUGAUAAAAAUGUAGCUAUUAAAAUGUAGUAUUAAAAUGA
Molecule: messenger RNA, 1678 nt
Organism: Puntigrus tetrazona (Sumatra barb)
Lineage: Eukaryota; Metazoa; Chordata; Actinopteri; Cypriniformes; Cyprinidae
Product: zgc:101040
Exons: 2
Coding region: 248-1120 (290 amino acids)
Molecular function (GO): acetyltransferase activity
Source: RefSeq, a predicted model, not a curated record